Paralichthys olivaceus (Japanese flounder) is the source of this 1344-nucleotide messenger RNA. RefSeq names its product lipocalin-like. Gene Ontology annotation, molecular function: small molecule binding. NCBI's taxonomy places the organism in Eukaryota, Metazoa, Chordata, Actinopteri, Pleuronectiformes, Paralichthyidae. The record is from RefSeq and is a predicted model, not a curated record.
GCUGUAUUUUGUAAGUCAGUGGACGAGGGCCAGAGAGUUUUUGUAAUGCACAAAGUUAAUGCUGUGAGAGGAGGAGACAGAUGAGGGGGAGCAGGAGUCAGAGCGAUAUAAAAAUCCUCUGCUCACCCACCACUGGAGGAGCCGGCAACACAAACGACAGAAACAUGAGGAACUCGCUGCUGAUGAAGCUGGGCACCUUGAUGUGUGUCCUGGCUGUCCACGCCGACAUCAUGCCUGUUAAAGACUUCGACAUGGAGAAGAUGGCAGGAGAGUGGUUCAUUGUUGGCUAUGCCUCCAACGCUCAGUGGUAUGUGAAGCAAAAGGAAAAUAUGAAGCUGGGCACUAAUGUAUUAAAGCCAGCUGAUGACGGAGACUUGGAUCUGAUUUACAUCAACGUGGAUGCUAAUGGCACCUGUUGGAAUAAUACUUACCAUGCUAGUAAAACGGACACACCUGGACGCUUCACCUUCUACAGCAAGGAAUGGAAAAAUGACAAUGACAUGCGCAUUGUUGAAGUCCAGUAUGAUGACUAUGCUAUGGUCCACACCAUCAAGACCAGGGACAACGUGUCCCAGGUCCUCAACAACCUUUACAGCCGCACCAACGAGGCCAGCGCUCUACUUCAGGAGAAGUUCUCACAGUUCUCCAAGGACAACGGCAUCCUGCCCGACAACAUCCUUAUCAUUCAUAAAAAUGAAACAAUUGAUUGUUAAGGGGUCUGAGGAGUCCACCGCCAUCCUCCUCCCUCCAACUCCAGCUCUUGCAAGUCCCACAAGAGUUUUACUCUCCACCUUCUCACUGUGAUGUCUGAAGCAUCACAAAGCUUCACCUGAGACAGUGACAUUGCAGCAUUAUAUUCCAGUUUCUGCUCCGUAUGAAAGACUAGUCCUAAUUCUAAAGGCCGGAUUAGUGAGACAAAGGGAAGAAAUAAAUAUGACUGUUAAAUCAAUACAUGCAUGCAUGUCUUUGUUUUGUCUUUUGUUAUACAAUAAAAACAAUGAAACUAUACUUCAUGGUUAAGAGCGAUUACAUUUUUUGUAAGCACCACACACAGAAAAACAGAAAUUCAGAAAAAACACCAUACUGCCCCCUAGUGGUUGAUGAACGAGCCGAUCAUUUGACCCCGAGAAUUGUUGAUGGACAGGAGGAUGAGUGAAACUAUUCAGCAGGAGCGUGUCUGGAAAAACAAGGUUCAGAUAGGUAGAGCAUUUAAUUAAUUAGAUUUACAGUGGCUUCGCACUGAAGACAACACAAUAGUUUCCCCUGGUGCCAACUAGAGAUUUCUUCACAUGACUGUUGUUGUGUAAUGUCAAAUGUAAAAUUUGAAUAAAAAAACAAAAACAA